AUGAGACACAAUCAGACCUGCGGCCAGUCGCCCGGCAGGGUCACCGUUUACGUCAAAUCUGCAUCAAGAGCGCUCCAGAAAAACAAGCUUCUUAUGAAGCGCUACCAGGAGGAGAAUUCUUCUUCCAAUAGCAGUGCUGCGAAAAGGACCAGAGGGCCGUGUCUCAUCAUACAGCGCCAAGAGAUGGCCGCCUUCUUCCAGCUGUUUGGUAAGCGAAUUGUAUACUAAUGGCAUGGGUUUUUUUCUUCUCUUUGUCUGCAGUACCUCUUGGCAAUGACAUUUGUUUAUUUUAAGAGAGCCGGAUACAAUAUAAAUGAGUAUACGAGAGCGAACUUCUUUACAGCUUUAUAUUUGGCAAACACGGUAGAAGAGGAUAAUGAAGAAGCUAAAUACGAAAUCUUCCCCUGGGCAUUAGGAAAGAACUGGACAAAACUUUUCUCAGGCUUCCUGAAAGCAAGGGACGAGCUGUGGUCACGCGUCCAGCACAGAGCCGCUGUGAGCAGACGUUGCUGCGAGGAGGUGAUGGCAAUCGCUCCGAUACAUUACAUCUGGCAGCGAGAGCGUUCGGAGCAGCACAGUGGUGCAGUAAGAAAUUAUAAUCCGGAUGAAUCUUAUCUUCCCCGUGGUCCAUCAGGUACACCUCCAGACUGCGUCCUGUGCAGAAAGAAAGGUCGAAUCGUGGCCCUGGGAUUAUCAAGCUCCUCCUCAUCCUCACCUGAUGCUACACCAGUGAGAAAGCAGAAAGUAGCACGUGUUUCUGCAGAAUUACCUAAAGAUAAGAUGCUGGUAGACCCACCACAGUUCUGCCACUACUUCCAAGUUAAUCAAGAAAAUGUGACCAGAGGAAGCUCCAGAUCCCAAGACAAGUCCAUGGAGUGGUUCUCACACAGCGAGUAG
This is a messenger RNA of Nanorana parkeri, 897 nucleotides long. It is a transcript of the gene SPDYA, whose product is annotated as speedy/RINGO cell cycle regulator family member A. The record is from RefSeq and is a predicted model, not a curated record. Gene Ontology annotation, biological process: positive regulation of cyclin-dependent protein serine/threonine kinase activity. Gene Ontology annotation, molecular function: protein kinase binding. The transcript has 5 exons. NCBI's taxonomy places the organism in Eukaryota, Metazoa, Chordata, Amphibia, Anura, Dicroglossidae.